This is a messenger RNA of Numida meleagris (helmeted guineafowl), 1831 nucleotides long. RefSeq names its product acid phosphatase 1, soluble (gene ACP1). Gene Ontology annotation, cellular component: cytoplasm. The coding region runs from base 115 to 591 and encodes 158 amino acids. The record is from RefSeq and is a predicted model, not a curated record. Gene Ontology annotation, biological process: protein dephosphorylation. NCBI's taxonomy places the organism in Eukaryota, Metazoa, Chordata, Aves, Galliformes, Numididae. The transcript is spliced from 6 exons. Gene Ontology annotation, molecular function: non-membrane spanning protein tyrosine phosphatase activity; acid phosphatase activity.
UCGCCUCAACUGUGUUUUCUCAAAUCAGGCAAAACUCGCGGCCGCCUACAGCCGUACAGCCAGACGGUGCGGCUGCGCGCCAGGCCCGCGUCGCGCGGCAGUGCCCGAGCGAAGAUGGCGGCGGGGGAAGUGAAGUCCGUGCUCUUCGUGUGUCUGGGAAACAUAUGCCGCUCUCCAAUAGCUGAAGCAGUUUUUAGAAAACUUGUAACUGAUGAAAAAGUUGAAAAUAAGUGGAUGACAGACAGUGCUGCUGUUUCAGACUGGAACGUGGGGCGCUCCCCAGAUACAAGGGCUUUAAGCUGUCUAAGAAAUCAUGGCAUUGAGACAGCACAUAAAGCACGACAGGUUACUAAAGAUGAUUUCCAGACCUUUGAUUAUAUACUUUGUAUGGAUGAAAGCAAUCUAAGAGAUCUGAAAAGGAAAAGCAACCAAGUUAAAGACUGCAAGGCCAAAAUUGAACUGCUUGGGGCAUAUGAUCCACAGAAACAACUUAUUAUUGAAGAUCCAUACUAUGGGAAUGAAAAGGACUUUGAAACUGUUUACGAGCAGUGUGUUAGAUGCUGUAAAGCAUUUUUGGAGAAGCCUCAUUAAUGUUUAAUUAUUCUAUUUGUAAAAGAAAAUAAUUAGCUUCUCCUGAAAUAUGUAAGCUUUCCUUGAUUGAUGUAUUUAAAUUGUAAAGUUGUGCUUCCUUAGAAGAUUCAGAACUUUCUCAGUUUAAUUUUUUAUUGUUGUUCUUGUCAUCUAAUUGGAAAAACAGAUGUUGUAGAUCAACCAUUUUCUCACAUAUCAAUGUAAUAAUAAAGUACUUGUUGAGAAUAAAUUUAUCUGUAAACUCUUCCAGUGCUUUCUCAGAAGCACUGAAAAAAAAAAGUCUUGGUUCUUUGUGCUAUGCAGAGUCAACUGAAGUUGUCUCAUUGUGCCAUUAGUGAGUAAGUUGAAGCCAACUUUCCACAGGCGUAUGUGAAAUAAUACUUCAUGUGUGUUAAUUUAGGCUUGUCAUCCCAGUAUCAUUAGACGACUUUCAGAAUGAAGCUUUUUCAUUAUUGAGUCUGGUGAACUGCCUUCCCAAGGGGCAGUCUGGGAACUGCCUUCCCAAGACAGGCAUUGUUCUAAUCACUGUUUCAAUGUUCAAGCAAGCAGGACCUGUUAUCAGGAUCCUGUGAAAAUGGUUUGUUAUUUAGGUUUAAAUCUUCAUUUAUCAAAGAAGAAAUCAUUUUGUGCUGGUAGAUUUUUAUACUUGUUAAAAUGAAAUCAGUUCAAAGAUGGUCACUGAUGAUGGUCACUAAGACUUCUCUGGUUCAUUUUCCUUUGGUCUUGGGGCCAAUUUGUAGCACACUGAUGUACGUACAAGUAAUAUAGCACUUGCUUUCACAAUAUAACAGUUCAGUUUAAAAGUCUAAAUGUGAAAUGUAUAUUUUAUAUCUCAGAAGUAAAAUAUUCAAAUCCAUGCUAUAAUCACAGUUCCUAUAUGAGUGGCAGAUGAUAUUUUCAUAUUUACUUAGGGGAAUGGAUAGCAUGUCAAAGAUGUUCUUUAAGAACAUAGUUCAACCUGAACACAGUAACGUGUAAUAUAAUUUGAAGCUAUAUGAAUAUCAGUAAGUUAAGUUUUGUGCUCUUGCACAAAAAUGGAAUUCAUGCAUUGUGACAAUCUAUAUUUAUUUGUCUGAACAUCACCCUCAAUUUCUGCCUUAGGCAGAAACGUGACUGUGAAAUGUAAUUAGAUCAGUAAUGUAACUGAUACCAUGUUUUUCUACUUUGAAUAAUGCUAAUAUUGAUAUGAACAAGGAUUACUGCAGGAACUGUAAAAUGGUAAAAUUUGCUUUCUUAUUUA